AUGUCACUUAACAUAAAUGGAACACAGGUACCCCUCAAACUUGACAGCGGCUCAGACAUGAACCUCAUCAGCUUGUCACAGUGGAAUAAACUAAAAUACCAGCCACCAUCAGAACCUCCUAAGAUGAGCCUAAAAGCUUAUGGUGGAAUUGACAUACCUGUUGAAGGACAGGCAGAGCUCACAGUCACCUACAAAGGUAAACCAUACAAGACUGUAUUCAUGGUAACGCCAGACAACAAUAGAUGUAUCCUUGGUGUGGAGGAUUGUGAGAGACUGAACUUGGUUCGUAGAGUUUACGAAAUCAAUGUUGAUGAGAAAAAUUUGAACAGCCAGAAUUCUACAAAGCCAGAAGAUAUUCUAAGUGAAUAUCAAGAUGUAUUCACAGGGCUUGGAUGCUUGCCUGGUGAACAUACCAUAAAAGUGGACAAAGGAGUCACACCAGUCAUAGAAGCUUGUAGAAAAGUGCCAUUUGCUCUCCAUGAUCAACUUAAAGAAGAGUUGAACAGAAUGAAAUCACUUGGAGUGAUCACAGAGGUUACAGAACCUACUGAAUGGGUUAGUUCGAUGGUGAUUGUGCACAAGAAACAAGGGAAAUUGAGAAUAUGCCUAGAUCCUCGCAAUUUGAAUCUAGCAGUUCAGAUAGAACACUAUAAACUCCCAACUCGUGAAGAAGUGAUGUCGCAGUUUGCUGGUGCUAAAGUGUUUAGCAAGCUUGACGCCUCCUCAGGCUUUUGGCAAAUGAAGCUAGAUCAUGCCAGCUCAAUGCUGACAGCAUUCAACACACCAUUUGGGAGAUACUGUUAUCUCAGACUCCCAUUUGGUAUUUCAAGUGCGCCAGAAGUGUAUCAUCGAACCAUACAUCAACUCUUCGAGCACAUUAGAGGUGUAGACACCAGUAUGGAUGACAUGAUCAUCUUUGGUAAAGACACCAGAGAGCACAACGAGCGACUGAAAGCAGUACUUCAGCAGUGUAGAGACAGUGGUCUGAAAUUGAAUAGAGAGAAAUGUGAAGUGGGUAUCACAGAGCUUACCUUCCUGGGAGAUAGAAUUUCUGUUGAUGGACUCAAACCAGACCCUAACAAGGUGAAAGCCAUCAUGGAUCUUCAGAAACCCACAGAAAAGAAGGAACUGCAACGGUUCCUUGGGAUGGUUAAUUACCUUGGAAGGUACAUUCAAGACCUCUCAACAAAAUCAGCACCACUUAGGCAGCUGUUGGAAAAAGACAGUCAUUGGUCUUGGUCUCAUGAACAGGACAAAUCAUGGGAAGAACUUCGAAACCUCAUCUCACAAAGACCGGUUCUUCAAUUCUAUGAUACCAAGAAACCCAUCAAAGUGUCUACAGAUGCAUCAAAACAUGGACUUGGUGCCAUACUGCUGCAACAACAUGAAGAUGCAUGGAUGCCAGUAGCAUAUGCGUCAAGGGCGAUGACCACUGCAGAGACUCACUACGCACAGAUCGAGAAGGAAGCACUAGCAAUGUGUUUUGGAGCUGAACGGUUCCAUCAAUAUGUGUAUGGGAGAAAGUUUCUUGCAGAAACUGACCAUAAACCACUGAUUCCCAUCUUCAAGAAAGCUCUGAAUGACUGUCCUCCACGCAUUCAACGUUUCCGUCUUCGCAUGCAGAAAUAUGACAUGGAGGUAAUGUACACUCCUGGUCGAGAGAUGUAUGCAGCAGAUACCCUGUCAAGGAACUUUCCUAGUGAUCAGUCACCCACAAGUACAACUGAAGCAGAUGUACAAAUGUAUGUUGACAGUAUCUUGUCAACAGUGCAGGUGUCAACCGACAGAUUCGCACAGAUCAGAGCAGAAAGCAUCAUAGAUCCAGAAAUGACAGCUCUAAAAGCAAUCAUCUUGACAGGUUGGCCUAAUGAACAUUCACAGUGCCCAAGAAACCUGGAUGAUUUCUGGAAUUAUCGAGAUGAACUUUCAUGUAUUGACGGAGUAGUCUUCAAAGGCAACCGCAUCGUCGUGCCCAAAGGUAUGCGGAAACUGAUGUUGCAGAAAAUACAUGCAGGACAUCUGGGUCAAGAAAAAUGCAAGCAGAGAGCUAGAGAAGUUCUAUUCUGGCCUCGAAUGAAUCAUGACGUAGAUGUCAUGGUCAAUCUCCCACUGAAGAAAGAUCUCCUUCAGUCAAGUACACCUGAUCCAGAUCAAGUCAUCAAACACAAGCUGGUUUCGAAAGAGGAACAAAAGUACUACUUCGACCAGAAAGCAUCUCCUCUACCUCUACCCCAGUUAGAACCAGGUAGCAGUGUGAGAGUGUAUCGAGACACAAGUAAUGACUGGAAAACAAAAGGUAAAAUAGUGCAAAAGGUAGCACCAAGAUCCUACCUUGUGCAAACAGAGGGAGGUGGAAGACUGAGACGAAAUCGCCGUGAUCUCCUCCUUACUCCUCAUGACAACACACCUCGCAUUACAAAUAACCAGCCUGCAACAACAACAACUACAACUUGCUUGACAACUCCCGAAGCACAGCAGAGUGGUACUACAACACGAUCUGGCCGAGUCAUCAACAAGCCAUCUCGCCUGAUCGAAACCAAGUGA
Molecule: messenger RNA, 2544 nt
Organism: Haliotis rufescens (red abalone)
Lineage: Eukaryota; Metazoa; Mollusca; Gastropoda; Lepetellida; Haliotidae
Exons: 2
Coding region: 1-2544 (847 amino acids)
Source: RefSeq, a predicted model, not a curated record